This is a messenger RNA of Monoraphidium neglectum, 180 nucleotides long. RefSeq lists its product as hypothetical. The transcript has a single exon. The annotation marks the transcript as partial. The record is from RefSeq and is a predicted model, not a curated record. NCBI's taxonomy places the organism in Eukaryota, Viridiplantae, Chlorophyta, Chlorophyceae, Sphaeropleales, Selenastraceae.
AUGGAGCCGGCAGCGACAGACAACGAUAUUGAAACCGCGAAUGUGACGGAGCCAAACAGCAGCGCGGAGCAGCGGCGGCAGUGGAUUGACGGGCUGUGUGCGUCGAGCAGCAGCAGCUCUCGUCGGCGCGGCAGGGCGGUGCUGCGCUCGCUCUCCACGCGCUGGCGGCGGUUCAAAAAG